Messenger RNA from Desarmillaria tabescens, 924 nucleotides. RefSeq lists its product as uncharacterized. The transcript is spliced from 2 exons. The record is from RefSeq and is a predicted model, not a curated record. NCBI's taxonomy places the organism in Eukaryota, Fungi, Basidiomycota, Agaricomycetes, Agaricales, Physalacriaceae. Bases 1 to 924 code for a protein of 307 amino acids.
AUGCCCGACCUCCCCACCGUUAAAGCAUCCAAUUCUAAAUUCUCCCCUUCCUUCAUUCCUGUGGCGGUUAUUGUGGGCGGAACAUCUGGUAUAGGGGAGGCGAUAGUAAAGGCGUUAGCUCACUAUGCCGGAGGGAAGAUAGACCUCGUCAUCAUUGGCCGAAAUCGCACCGCAGCAGAGAAGAUCUUUGCUUCCCUUCCUACCGCCACAGCAGAGGACGGUAAACCCGUGCUACGAGAAUUCGUGUCCUGUAAUGCCGAAUUGAUGGAGAACAUCAAAAAUACGGCAGCGGAUCUCUCCGCGCGUCUUAAGAAGAUCAAUUACUUCAUUUUGUCUGCUGGGUACGCAGAUUUGUGGUCAGGAAGGCAGGAGACGGAGGAAGGGAUCGACAAGUUGCUGGCUCUGCGGUAUUAUUCGCGGUUCAAGUUUACGUAUGAAUUUCUGCCGUUACUGAGGAAUGCGAGAGAUGCAGGAGAGGAUGCGAGGGUUAUGUCGGUCUUGGCGUCUGGAAUGGGACGCGCUAUCGAUGUCAACGAUUUGGGGCUGAAACACUCGUACAAGGCCUACAAGGCUAUGAUGGUGAGCGGUUCGUAUAACGAUAUUAUGGUAGAUGAAUUUGCCAAACGCAACGCCGGAAUUACAUUCACGCAUAUUUUCCCUGGACUUGUCAAUACGCCGGGAACGCGACCAACACACUGGGCUCUACGCCUUCUCUCCCCGCUGAUCAGCCUGGUAGUUUGGUUGGUUGCUAUUUCCCCAGAGGAAUCCUCAGAAUACAUGCUGUAUUCCCUGUUUGAUGGAGGAAAGGGCUUCUUCCACCGCAGCCCGAAAGGCGACGAUCUCGGGAUGAAGAAGUACCCUUUUACAGAGGAGGAAAAGAAGGCCCUCUGGGAUCAUUCAGUGGAGGUUACUCGGUGUGCGUAA